This is a messenger RNA of Myotis myotis, 11210 nucleotides long. It is a transcript of the gene MYPN, whose product is annotated as myopalladin. The record is from RefSeq and is a predicted model, not a curated record. The transcript is spliced from 20 exons. NCBI's taxonomy places the organism in Eukaryota, Metazoa, Chordata, Mammalia, Chiroptera, Vespertilionidae. The coding region runs from base 281 to 4249 and encodes 1322 amino acids.
ACAGGCACAUGGUUUAUACAGCUCAAAAUAACUUGGGACCUGUGAGCUGACAAAUGCUCUGGCUCCGGUGGUGACAGGUUGUCCAGCUUCUUACAGCCAUCUUCACUGAAACUAAGGUUAACUCCUCACUCUCUAUGGACGGCUACUUUCUAUUUCCAAGAGCGUGAAGAAUUUUCUUUUUCUCCUGUGCAUUCAUCUAAACGUUCUCCUUGGAUAACAAUCAUCACAGUGGAGUGCCUGGGUUGGACAUCCUCAUCUGGGUCAACUAAAAAAAGAAAGCAUGCAAGACGACAGCAUAGAAGCUUCUACUUCCAUUUCUCAGCUCCUCCGAGAAAGCUAUUUAGCAGAAACCAGACAUCGGGGAAACAAUGAGAGGAGCCGAGCAGAGCCUUCUUCCAACCCUUUCCAUUUUGGCAGUCCUUCUGGAGCUGCAGAAGGAGGAGGAGGCCAAGAUGACCUUCCAGAUCUUUCAGCUUUUCUGAGCCAAGAAGAAUUAGAUGAAAGUGUCAAUCUGGCAAGAUUGGCAAUCAAUCAUGACCCUUUGGAGAAAGCAGAUGAAGCUCAAGCUAGAAAACGUCUUUCUUCUGAUCAGAUGAAACACCCAUCGAAAUCAAGUUUUGACCCUAACUUCCGCCAGGAUAACUCUCCAAGUCCUACCAGCUCUAUCGAGAGCCCUCAGGAGGCAACGAGGCCACAGUAUAGUUCUGAGGCUCAGUCCAAAAAACUAUUCUUAAAUAAGGCUGCUGAUUUUAUUGAAGAGCUGUCCUCCCUUUUCAAAGCCCAUAGCUCCAAAAGGAUUAGACCCCGGGCCUGCAAAAACCACAAGAGCAAAUUGGAAUCUCAAAACAAAGUUAUGCAGGAAAAUAGCUCCAGUUUCUCAGCUCUAUCAGAAAAAAGAGAAAGAUCAUCUGUUCCCAUUCCCAUCCCUACAGAUACUAGAGAUAACGAAGUGAAUCAUGCCCUUGAACAGCAGGAAGCCAAGCGGCGUGAGGCUGAGCAGGUUGCCAGUGAGGCAGCUGGUGGAGACACCACCCCAGGGUCUUCACCGUCAUCCUUGUACUAUGAAGAACCUCUGGGGCAACCUCCCCGAUUCACUCAAAAGUUAUGGAGCAGAGAAGUUCCAGAAGGAACCAGAGUGCAGUUGGAUUGCAUAGUGGUAGGAAUUCCACCACCUCAAGUAAGGUGGUAUUGUGAAGGCAAGGAGCUUGAAAAUUCCCCAGACAUUCAUAUUGUCCAGGCGGGAAAUCUGCACUCACUGACAAUUGCCGAAGCCUUUGAAGAGGACACAGGACGCUAUUCCUGCUUUGCUUCUAACAUCUAUGGAACAGAUUCAACUUCUGCUGAGAUUUAUAUAGAAGGGGCUUCUUCUUCUGACUCAGAAGGGGACCCUAAGAAGGAAGAGAUGAAUCGAAUCCAGAAGCCAAAAGAGGUGUCACCCCCUCCCACUACUUCUGCAGCCAUUCCUUCAGCAGUACCCCAAGCCCAGCAUGUGGUGGCCCGGCCGAGUGUAUCAACCAUCCAACAGUGUCAGAGCCCUACUAACUAUUUGCAAGGAUUGGAUGGAAAACCUAUCAUUGCAGCUCCGGUGUUUACAAAGAUGCUACAAAAUUUAUCAGCCUCGGAGGGUCAGCUGGUCGUCUUUGAAUGCAGAGUGAAAGGAGCUCCAUCUCCUAAAGUUGAGUGGUACAGAGAAGGGACCUUGAUAGAAGAUUCCCCAGAUUUUAGAAUCUUACAGAAAAAACCUCGAUCCAUGGCAGAGCCAGAGGAGAUUUGUACUUUGGUCAUUGCUGAGGUAUUUGCAGAAGACUCUGGGUGCUUCACAUGUACUGCAAGCAACAAAUACGGCACAGUGUCAAGCAUCGCACAGCUGGAUGUAAGAGGAAAUGAAGACCUCAGAAAUAAUGGGUCUCUUCACUCAGCCAACUCCAUCACCAACCUGGCUGUGAUUGAGCAGCAGCCAUCCCCACCCAACCCACAGCCUCCUUCUGUGGAACAACCCCCUAAACCCAAACUCGAAGGGGUUCUGGUGAACCACAACGAGCCCCGGUCCAGCUCAAGAAUCGGGCUCCGCGUACACUUCAACCUUCCUGAAGAUGACAAGGGAAGCGAGGCGUCUCCUGAGGGUGGCCCAGUGACUGCCAACCAGACCAGGCCUGAUUCUUUCCUGGAGAGAUUCAGUGUACAGCCAGCAAAACUCCCGGAGCCUUCCUCACCUGUCAAAGAGCCCCCUCCAGUCCUGGCCAAACCCAAACUCGACUCCAGCCAGCUCCAGCAGCUUCACAACCAGGUCCUGCUGGAACAGCAGCAGCUGCAAAACCCAUCUCCUUCGUCUCCUAAGGAGUUUCCUUUCAACAUGAGUGUAUUGAACUCCGUUGCUUCCCCAGCAGGGACAAUGCCCAGCAAGCCUGUGAAGACCCCCUCAUCGCAGACGUUCAGCCUGGCCCGGCCCAAGCUUUUCUUCCCCUCCACGAAUUCCAACACCGCCAUGGCAGCCGCGGCCCGUGCCAGCUCCCCAGUGUUCACCCUGAGCAGCACUCCUCAGACCAUGCAGAGGACAGUGAGCAAAGAAAGCCUCUUACUUUCUCACCCCUUCGUGCAAACCAAAUCUCUAGGAGGCGUUUCCGUCCAGAACGAGCCACCCCCUCCAGGUCCAACGGAGCCAGCACAACCGCCACUCUCUUUUCCCAUCGCGGGCGGACACCAGUUUCAGCCCCGCUGUGUGUCUCCAAGUCCUGUCUCUCCCACCAGCCGGAUUCAGAACCCCGUGGCUUUCCUCAGCUCUGUCCUGCCUUCUCUCCCUGCCGUCCCACCCACCAAUGCCAUGGGGCUGCCCAGAAGUGCACCAUCCACGCCAACCCAGGGGCUAAUGAAGAAAAAUACAAAGUCUCCCCAGCCAGUGAAUGAUGAUUACAUUCGUGAAGCUAAGAAUGCAGUGAUUCUAGACUUGGGGAAAAAAAUGAAUUUCAGUGAUGUCAGAUCCAACCAGCAGGAGUACAAAAUUUCAAGCUUUGAGCAGAGACUGAUGAAUGAAAUAGAAUUUCGCUUGGAACGUACCCCUGUGGAUGAGUCCGAUGAUGAAAUCCAACAUGAUGAGAUCCCCACGGGCAAGUGUAUUGCUCCCAUCUUUGACAAAAGACUCAAGCACUUUCGAGUCACAGAAGGCUCUCCAGUCACAUUCACCUGCAAAAUUGUUGGAAUACCUAUCCCAAAGGUCUACUGGUUCAAAGAUGGGAAGCAGAUUUCCAAGAGAAACGAGCACUGCAAAAUGAAGCGAGAAGGAGACGGGACAUGUUCUCUGCACAUCGAGUCCACCACCAGUGAUGACGAUGGCAACUACACCAUCAUGGCUGCCAACCCCCAGGGGAGAAUCAGCUGCUCUGGCCACUUAAUGGUACAAAGUUUGCCUAUUCGCAGUCGACUAACAUCUACUGGCCAGUCUCACAGAGGAAGGUCCCGAGUGCAAGAAAGAGACAAGGAGCCCCUACAGGAACGCUUUUUCCGGCCACAUUUCCUGCAGGCUCCUGGGGAUAUGGUAGCUCAUGAGGGGCGCCUCUGUCGGCUCGACUGUAAGGUGAGUGGCUUACCACCCCCAGAGCUGACGUGGCUGCUCAAUGGCCAACCUGUGCUACCAGACGCCUCCCACAAGAUGCUGGUCAGGGAGACUGGAGUCCACUCUCUGCUCAUUGACCCUCUCACUCAACGUGAUGCGGGGACCUACACAUGUGUUGCUACCAACAAAACCGGACAGAAUUCCUUCAGUCUGGAGCUCACUGUAGUAGCCAAAGAGGUGAAGAAAGCACCUGUGAUCCUGGAGAAACUGCAGAACAGCGGGGUUCCCGAGGGCCACCUGGUGCGGCUGGAGUGCCGGGUGAUAGGCAUGCCGCCGCCCGUGUUCUACUGGAAGAAGGACAAUGAGACCAUUCCUUGCACCAGAGAGAGAAUUAGUAUGCACCAGGACACGACGGGGUAUGUCUGCCUCCUCAUUCAGCCAGCCAAGAAAUCAGACGCCGGAUGGUACACACUAUCAGCAAAGAACGAAGCCGGAAUCGUGUCCUGCACUGCUAGGCUGGAUAUAUAUGCUCAGUGGCACCAGCAGAUCCCACCGCCCAUGUCCAUCCGGCCCAGUGGCAGCCGCUAUGGAUCUCUCACCAGUAAAGGACUUGACAUUUUCUCUGCCUUCUCCUCCAUGGAAAGCACAAUGGUGUAUUCGUGCUCUUCUCGGAGUGUGGUGGAGAGCGAUGAACUUUAAGGAGGUCUGGGUGCCUGCUGUGUACGGGGGCAGACUGUGGAGAGGGAAGGAGGGUAAGCCAGAACCAGUGUUUCCCAAACAACUGGAUCUGAGUAAGUCCCCACACUGCUGGGCCUGUGGCAAGGAGCGCUUUGUGUAAAUCCACUGCGGACUCUUGCAGUCUCCGCUGGGGCUGUGCCUUUUAAAGAUUCCAACAAAAAUGUGAGAAGACAAGAACAGAUGAACCAAAGAUGUCAUGCCGCUGCCACCCACUGCUUUGGGGGAAAGCUAGCAUGCUCCCCUGCCCCAUGCUGGGUUAGGGAUGUUUAGACCCUACUAGGAGCAAUUAGGGGCCAUAUUAUAUGCUUGGGCUGAGAAGAGUUCAACAGUAGUGACCUUAGGUAUCACUGACUCACCAAAUAAUAAAAAGGAAAAAGAUGGGAGGCCUCCAUCACCUUUCAUUGAUUACAUCCAUAGCUAGCUUUAGUCUCGGUGGCUUCAUCAAGGCAGCUUCUACUUAGCAUUAGGAGACCAUGCCAUGCGACUCACACAUGUGGAGAAGCAUUUUUGCUUAUCCUGGGUGUACUGAGCCACAAAAUAAGGUGCCAAAAUGUGCUUGAGAUACAAAAUCACUGAGACACUCGAUAUUGCACAAGUGCACUUAUUCUAUAGCCAAAACAGGGCUCCACCCACCUGUCCGCACCAUUUUCUUUUGGAUACAAUGGUGAGUGGAAUUUAUAUAUCCCUAGACUCUAGAACAGUGGUUCUCAACCUUCUGGCCCUUUAAAUACAGUUCCUCAUGUUGUGACCCAACCAUAAAAUUAUUUUUGUUGCUACUUCAUAACUGUAAUGUUGCUACUGUUAUGAAUCGUCAUGUAAAUAUCUGAUAUGCAGGACGGUCUUAGGCGACCCCUGUGAAAGGGUCGUUCGACUGCCAAAGGGGUCGUGACCCACAGGUUGAGAACCGCUGCUCUAGAACUAUGGGGUUGCUAAUAAACCAGCCAGUAAGAAAUAUUCUAUGGGGACACUUUUUAAACUACUAGCUUCCAUGGCCACUUGCAAACUAUCCAAGAGUCACCUUUGUCUGCCCAUAAAUAUACUGACACUCCCAACUCCUUCCCUCUCCCCAAAAGUCUGGAAGUGUAUGAGGGAGUGAGGAAGAAAGAGAUGCAAACAAGGGAAGGAAGUGAUGGGAGAGUGUUUUUCACUUGCCCCUGCAGAGCAGUGGGUGUGAAAGGAGAGGUCAUUAACCAAAUUGCAUUUUCUAUAUAUAAAAUAGUACGCUAACUGGGAAAGUAGAAGGGAAGGGGAAUUUGCCUCUGUAUUCUAACCCAAUUCAAACCCCGCCUUUCAACUUAAGGGAGUUUUAGACAAGUUCACUGCAAUAUCCCCAGUGCCUAGAUGAGUGCUUAGCACAAGUAGACAGUCAACAGAUAUUUUUUGGGUGAAUGAAUCUUACAUUAGAUAGAGAAAUCUACCAUUCACACACCAGCCCAAAAAUUGCCCUGGGACUGCUCAUCACAGCACAGUUUGUUCCCCAGCUAUAUGAACCGGAAGCAUCUGUUACCAAUCCCCUGUGCCCAAGUCUCUGGUGUUCCCUGAGCUGGGCACCCUCAGCAGGCAAAUUACUCAAGUGAACAAAUAGUAAUUGCUUAGAAAGACUUGACAUUUUCUUCACUUCAAGGCAAGGAUUUUCAGUAUAAAAAUAAAUUCAUUCACUCAAAAAGUCAUUUGUGUAUAUAUAAGAUGCUGUGCUGGAGACUGUGAGAGAUACAGAGAUAUGAAUAGGACACAGUUCCUGGCCUCAAGGAGCUUACAGUCUAGUAGAGUAGGUAAGAUAUAAGGCAUGUAGAGUGCUGCUUCUUGGGGCUAUAUAUAUAUAUUCUUUAUUGAAUAGAAGUUUCUUGUUCUCUUCAUCCUAUAUUUUUCAUGACUCUAAAAUCAAGGUUUCGGUCAAUUAUUUAGCAGAAUUAUUAGAUUUUGUUUCCUUUUUCAUGUAUUCAGGAACAAUGCUAACAAUGUGGGCAACUGUAAUAAAAUAGCAUGUAUUUCAUGUAGAAUGCAUCCUGCAGGAUGUUCUAUUUCCCUACUGGCUUCUAUUAUGAAAUCUCCUAUAACCAAAGAGAACUUUCUAACUCCAGGAUUGCUCCUUCACAGUUGUGCACCCAGCACCCCCCGACCAUCACAUUUGUGUAAACCCUAGACAAUUCUCCCAUGGAAGGAGAUUUUUCAUCUCUAUUUGUCCUAGCUUUCUGAAUACUUUUUUAAAUCUGUUGCCUUUUGGUGUUUGAGAACUGGGACAAAUAUUAUAUUUGGCCAUUAGAUGGCACUAUCUAACCUAAAAUAUAAAAGCCCCCCCAAAUUUGAAAUUGAGCUAUUGGAUGAUGGUAAAGCAGGGUUUCUCAAGGUCAGCAUUAUUGACAUUUUGGACUGGAUAAUUCUUUGUUUGGGGGCAUCAGUAUUUUUAAAACAUCCCAGGUGAUUCCAAUAAAAAGCAAAGGUUCAGAAAAGUCACUUCAGAACUUAUCCAGAAAGGUCCAAAGGGAUGCAGAUGGUAUAAAGCCGUCUGGUUGGCAUCGGUGAAGAACGUACUCCCCCUUGUUGCCCAUGCAGUGCCUGCCUGGAAAGUAGAAAUAAACAUGCACUUUGGCCUCAUUAGACCCUACUGUUUUGUCCAAUGUUCAUUAGACAUGUGUCAUUCAUGAAACCUCAGAAGAACCUCAAAAACAUGCAAAAAUGGACCAGCGAAAGUUGGUGCAAUUCAUCUAGCCCUUUGUUUCAAAAAGCUGUGCUGAGCCCAUAAGCACCUUUCUCUCCAAAGAACCAAAGGGCUUUUUAUAAUGCAGUCAUAGAAAUGGAGAUUGGUGAGAAAGUGGAGAAAGAAAAUGGGCCAUUAAAACCACACCGUCUUUUUGAAACAUAGUGCCCUUCACCAAAGUAAGGUUUUAAUUAGAAUUGCCAAAUAGUGGAACUGGUUUCAGUGCAUUCUUCUCUUUUUAUUCCUUUCUUAACUUUUGUUGGCAGCCAAUGAGAAAUUAAAUGGUCAAGAGACUAAACGUGGUAGCGCUAUGGCUCUGAAUCACACAUGCCAUGGAGAGUAACUCCCAGAGGAAUCAAAAGCUGACUUUUGUAAGGAUGGGUUAACUUGGAAAAUCCUCAAAUGAUACAUGGGCUGCCUUCUAAAUGUUCACUUGUGAAUUGGUUGUUUAAAACUCAGAACAAAUUUUCUUACACACAUAUCACCCAGUACUAUAUUCCCAAGUGAACCCAGUAACUCCCAUUUAACUCAUGAUUGAGUUACAAAAUCUACUACGCCUGAUUGGGUGAUGAUCCAACAAUAGGGAUCCAGGUAACACAGCCAAUAAGAGGAGAAGAAAGACGUCCUCCUCCCUUUUUUGUGUCUAUGAUGUGUCAAAGCUAAAGAAUGUCUAUGGUCCUUCUGUAUUUAUCCCCAUCCUCAGAUGCCCCGUAUCCCAUGUUCUAUAACCCCCUGCUCUAACCCUUCCCAUCUCACCCCGUCCCUGUCAGCAUGUCAGCGUGCUUCAUGAUCCAAAAUGACCUAUUCCAGUUCCACACAUCUUGGCUUGAUGUUCAGAGAGAGCAGUCCAAUUGAACAAAUUCUGAAUGCCUGAGAGUCCUUUAACUUCUCAAAGGUGCUGCAUUUCUAAAAGCAGUUGCUUUCUUACUCCCAUCAGCAACUAAUUGAUAGAAUUACUGACAAAGUACAAAAAAACAAAACUAAACUAAACAGGCUGUGAGGGGAGGUUCUAGGAAACUGACUGGGUCAGGCACCCAUAUUGUCCUUGUUGAUCACAGCCUCCUCCGGACCUCCCCCUACCCACACUCUCAAAGUACCUUCCAAGCUGAGAUCCUGGCCUGACUCGGUUUGUAUGUGGACUCUAAGUUGGUCGUUAACUUAAAGACAAAGUUACUUAUAAUGACUUUUAUUCACGGUCCCUUAUAGGGUCCUUGGUUAACCUGGCCUCAAAGUAUUUCUGAUGAUGGUUGAGUUGAAAAUCAUUGUGCCUUACCAGUAAGAUGUACAGUUACUUAGAUCGCAGUAGAGUUUGUUGAAGUCCUUUACACCACUAAUUGUUUUUUCUUCAGUGGAUCAAUAUUUCAGAAAGUUCAUUACUAAAGCUUUGCUUGAAGAAUGCCAAGCAGCUUCUAAACUUUGACAAUGCAGUGGUCAUCAACAUGCUAAAAGAAAGUUGCUAAUACUAUGUUUUCAAAAAUCUGUGCGGUGCAAAAAUGUGCAUAUUUGUUUAAAAAUAUGUUUGCUUCUUAUUCUGUCUAAUUAUAUAUUAGUUAGCCUACUUGGUAUAAUAGAACCAUCACCACACUGCCUUUUGUUAAUAUGUACACAAUGGCCACAUCAAACUCCAAAGAGCAAUAAUAGCCUUGGAAAUUGCAAGAAGUAGAGAAAGAAUACACUUUUCAAUCCUCUGAGAAUUGUGCCAUAAAGGUAAGCACAAAGGAAAUGUCAUCUGUACUAUAGAGGCGCAUAAACACUAAUUUGCCAGAAGAUUUAACAUAUAAAUGAAUAGAAAAUGUUUCCCUAAUAAUAAUAAUUAAAAUAUUUUAACAUUACUUGAAAAUAUUUUAAGGCUGAAUUGAAAUAAAUGUACAUUUUCCUUUAAAAUGCAGGAAACAGUUCUAUGGUUCAAGUUUAAAAAUUACUUUUUGAUUAUAAUAGAUUUUUUACUGUACAAAAAUAUUUGAGACUUUAAAAAGGAUUUUUAAAAAUUAUAUUUAAAAUUGUAUAAAUUACUACAUAAAUUAUAAACUACUUAAAUAUCUCUAGAGCAACAGAAAGAUAACUGGGUUUUGGUCUUCCUAAAAUAUCCAGUAGAUUCAAUAGACUUCUCAGUGAAUGUCCUUUAGCAAUCUAAGAUUAAAAUUUAUUCUGCUUCCUAACUGAAAACAGAGACACUUUAAAAAGUGAGACUUUUGAGACCAGUUUACAUUGGAAAUUAAUGGAGACACAAAUACAGUUUUGUCACAAUAUGAGGUGCUCUAAUACCCACAAGAAACAUGAAUUAUUUUUAUAUGGUAAAAGGGAAUUGCUCGAUGAUCCAAAAUUCCAAGGAAUCUGAUAUUUCUUCACAGAUUCAGUGAGUUAUCUGCAAACUAGAGGCAGGUUCUUGUCAUUGUCCCACAGUUAGUGGUUUAAGAAUCCAGAGAUCUAUAUACUAGUAUUGACUAUAGAAGUCAUUACCAUAGUCAGUUACACACAAGAUUACUAAAUUUGUAUGAGUGCACAGUAUAAAUGGUUUUACUCUGAUUUUAAGGAGAGUUAAAACCCUGCAAUUCAAAUGACAUAAUUUGAAUGCAACUAUAUUUUUAAUGCACAUUGAUAAAUUAAAUAUUAUUUUUCAGUAUUUUGAUUUCAGAGAUACCUUAUCUUCUUUUCUGAUUUUCACUUUCUUUUUUCAAUCCUUAGCACUAAGUUUCUUGGUAGACCCUUCUCUCUUCAUUACCUCCCUGUCAAGAUAAAAAUCUGUAAAAUAUUUAAUAGCAUUAGGGUUUUAGUAAUUCCUAUGAAUUUCAGACAUGUUUUCCAAUUUCCUAUAACUCUGGGGUCUCUGUUUCUUUAUCUAUAAAAUAAGCAUAAUACUUGAAUCUUUCCCAGGAUGGAGGAUAGGAUAAACGAAUAUUUAUGAAGAGCUUAUUUUAAAGACCCUUAAAAAAAGUAGUAGCAGGGUUUUUUUUAUUCCAAGGGAAAUGCUAAAAAUAUUUUUCCAAGUAAGUAGUUAAUUUGUUUUUUAAAAGUUCACAUUUCCUUCCUGCCUCACUAUUUUUUCUUAAAAGGAUAAUACACAAUGGCAAAAUCUUCCUCCAGAUGGUAUACAGUUAAAAAAAAUACCUGGAAAAAAAUUAAUUCAAGAAAUAACCUAACUGCUUACUGCAGGCAGAUUCCAGGGAAAUUUAUUUUGGCACAGGCAAGAGUAGCCAAAGGGAACUCUGGUUCUUGUGUCUAUGAUUGAAGCUAGUGGGGAAAAAAAUGACUUGGCAGUGCACAGAGAAAUAGCAAAGGCGUUCCUGUAUUCCUUUGUGGCUUAAGCAGUUCAGACAAUGCCAUCGUGCAGUUCCAGACCCCAGUGAAGAAAUGUUCCAUGCUAGCAUGUCAGUGGCCUUACAGUGAAAUGAAUCAACGUUAGAAUAACAGGUUGAUAUGGACCCUCAAAAUGAGCAUAUAUUUUGGUCUCUGUUUUCCCAUUCACAGUUACAUCAGGUCUGAAUUUAACCCCGAUGAUUCAUUUCAGCCAUGAGGACUGACAAAGGAUGUAUUCCUGCCAUAGGAAUGUACACACACACACACACACACACACACCCGGAGUCGUGGAGCAUCCAUAGCUAACCUAAUCCAAUCAGAACCAAGUGACUCCUCUUACACUUCUCCUUUCUCUUCCUACAUGAGUUCUUUCCACUUGAAAACACCCAAGGCCCCAGAAAGCUCACAAACACAGUGUGCUUCCACCUUAGGAAGCUUGAGUCAACUUAUUUUCUAAGGUACUUUUUUGGCUAUUGAAAUCCUGAUGGAAAAACCAUUAGAGUAGUCACUUUGAAAUGUAGUAGUCACAGUGAAUUACGUAAACUGCAUAUUUUGCCUUUACUACUAGAAAACCAUUAAUGGAUCUUGGCUUUUAUUCCUGUUCCUCUGCAUCAUGCAUGUCAGACAGUCUGUGGAACUGAUCCCUUAAGCCAAAAUGUUUGUGAGCAUCACCUGCGUCUGUGUUCCGAAGAUACAUGGUACUGUAUUCCAGUAGACCACGUCGUCUCCAUGACUCCCGUUGCUGUUUUCUAGUCAUGCUUUCUCAAAGAUUUGUGGAGGGUUGUAUUUUGUUUGGGAACUUUGUAACUAGAAAAGGAAAAUUAAGAAUUUAAAAAGUUAUUUAAUGGAUGUUUUCAAAAGCAGUUUAGAGGAUGUGAUGGACUGUUUCUUUAUUCCUUAAAUAAAAUGUUAUUUAUUCUCAAUUAA